Messenger RNA from Diutina rugosa, 876 nucleotides. It is a transcript of the gene YUH2, whose product is annotated as Yuh2p. Gene Ontology annotation, molecular function: cysteine-type deubiquitinase activity. Gene Ontology annotation, biological process: ubiquitin-dependent protein catabolic process; protein deubiquitination. The record is from RefSeq and is a predicted model, not a curated record. Gene Ontology annotation, cellular component: cytoplasm. Lineage: Eukaryota; Fungi; Ascomycota; Pichiomycetes; Serinales; Debaryomycetaceae. The coding region runs from base 1 to 876 and encodes 291 amino acids. The transcript has a single exon.
AUGCUGGGGUGGAACACUAUCGACCUGGACGCCGGCCUCUUCACCGAGCUUGUGGAGAAGCUUGGAGUGAAAGGCGUCGAGCUCAACGAUGUUUAUCUGCUUGACCCCGAGUCAUUGGCGGCGCUUGCUCCCGUGUACGGGGUGAUCUUCUUGUUCAAGUGGCGCCAACACGAUCAAGGCCAACUCCCCGCUGGCGGUGUCUACGACACUGACUACCAAAACCACAAUAUCUUUUUUGCUCAGCAGACGAUCCAGGAUGCCUGUGCCACCAUUGCGGUGCUUAAUUGUUUGAUGAACCGGCCAGAAAUUGAUUUGGGCAAUGACCUCACCGAUUUCAAAAUGUUCACCACGGGGUUUGAUUCCGAGAUGACUGGUGACACUAUCAGCAACUCGGAGUUGAUCCGUACGGUACACAACUCGUUUUCGGUGCCUAACUCGUUGAUUAUUGAUGAAAUGAGCCGUCCUCAAGGUGAUGGCGACUUAUACCAUUUUGUCGCUUACACUCCAAUCAACGGCCAUAUCUACGAGUUGGACGGGCUUCGGCCGUACCCGAUUAAGCACCGUGAGUGCUCAGGUGUCGAUGAAUUUGUCCACUUGAUCCCAGAAGUCAUCCAACAGCGCAUCGCUCAGUUUGGCAAUGAGCUCCGGUUCCUGAUGCUUGCCAUCAGCGACAAUCGCCUUGAGAAAGCUAAACGCAUUGGCGACCACGUUGGCCUCGAACACGAGAUCGUCAAGCGCGACCAGUGGCGGAAGGAAAACAUGCUCCGUCGCCACGAACACACUGGUCUCGUGAUUGAGCUCUUAAAGAAUAUCAUUGCGGAGAAAUCCGACGCUGAGUUUGAAGCCUGGCUCGACCAAGGCCGCAAGCCAGCAUGA